Poecilia latipinna (sailfin molly) is the source of this 1314-nucleotide messenger RNA. Its product is annotated as coiled-coil domain-containing protein 74B-like. The record is from RefSeq and is a predicted model, not a curated record. The transcript is spliced from 7 exons. The coding region runs from base 259 to 1182 and encodes 307 amino acids. NCBI's taxonomy places the organism in Eukaryota, Metazoa, Chordata, Actinopteri, Cyprinodontiformes, Poeciliidae.
CUUGCUGCGGGUCGCCAUGGCAACGUUGUUUUUCUCAGUGCACUUGCAGUUUGAGUGCAACGCAAGUCAAAUAAGAGCAAAAGAAACCCGGGAGACUCACUAAGCCGUUUACUGCUUUUGUGCUGACUAAUUGGUUGUUGUAACACAACAAUGUGGCUUAAGCUGAACUUUAACAGGAUGUGGAAAAGACCUGCCAGCUAAACCGUGUAGAAAAGAAGCCAACUAGUUCCAUUGAAUGCUGCAAAAAAGGAGAAAAAAAUGGCAGGUAAUGACCUCCCACCCAUAUUUCAGUCGACAUUCAGGACCAGAUUUGAAUUCAGCAGGAAAGCGAGUUCUCCACGAGCUCGCCCACCGGGACACUCAGUGCCUGCUGUUUCGCUGAUUGUCAGAGGAAACGCGCCAAAUACUACCCAGCUGAGCGACGUGGAUCCCCGAAUCAUGUCCCUCCAGAAGAACAUCCGAUAUCUGCAACAGCAGCAAACGGAAACUCUCGAGAAGCUCCACGCAGAAAUGGACUUUCUCAAAAGGGAGAAUAAAGAGCUGAAGUAUAGAUUGACUAUGGACUCAAGCAAAGGAGGCAAAAAAGGAACAACGCCCAACCGAAAUGCAAGAUCUCCCUGUCAAAUCCACUCCGGACUCUACGGGGAGGAGCUGCUUGAAGACUCACUGUUUCAAGACCAAGCUUCAAGGGAGGUUAACGAAAGUCCGCGAUCUGUACAACUAAACUACGGUGGGGAGUUAACAGGGCUGCGAAAGACCGUUUUAGAGCCUGUGAGAAUCAACAGCAUUCGCGCGGCAGGUCCAUCCGACCUGCCGCCGCGUCCUUCUACAAUGCAGGAGUGUGAGGCCAUCAUCCAACAGCUGUACAGUGAAAACAGUUUACAGACUCAGGAAAUUGCACGUCUGAAGGCGCUGCUUAGUGAUAUAAUUCUGAGCAAGAAAAUCACCCGGGAACACCAGAGUUUGGGCAAAGCCUACCUUGCUGUUGAGCCAUGCAAACUUGGUGAAGAGAAGAAAUUCCGCACUCUUGGUUCUCACCCAGUUCCACCAAUAGUUGCUGGACCCUCUCGCGCUGGUGUAGUUCCCCCUGGCCUGAAGCAGCACCUCGAUUCCAGCGCUGCAGACAUACAGAACAGGCUCUUGUCAAUUCAGCAACUCCACAUCCAUCGGGGUUUCCGCUGACUGGCAAGAAAGACCAAAGUCCGGAUGUUUUCCUUGGUCACCAACGCAUCUUUAUUAAAGACUUAUUAAAAACAAAUACUAAGCCAUAAGAAAUAUUCUAUUAAACUGAAAUAUUAUUUUUAUGUAACUUUG